ACCCAUUUAAACUCUAGUUGUCAAACGCAACAACAUCAAGACCAACAAGAUAAACUAUCAGAUCACGACAUGGAUCUAUAGAAGCAACGAGGCAUGAAAUCUAACUAAAUUGAGACGACUGAUCGCUGGUGAGCGUCAAUGUUUUGAAAUGUGUUGUGUAAAUUGACCAUACGGAUACAUACUUUAAGUGGAAGAUUGAAGACGAGUUUAAAGAUCAUGGCACACAGCGUGACUCAAGAGUACAUGCAGAUUCCAGCUGUCACUCGAGCAUACACGACCGCCUGCGUCCUGACUACAGCUGCUGUGCAACUGGAGUUCAUCACACCCUUUCAACUUUAUUUUAACCCUGACCUGAUAAUAAGACGAUACCAGGUUUGGCGACUGAUCACAAACUUCUUGUUUUUCGGGCCACUUGGAUUCAGCUUCUUGUUUAACAUGAUUUUUUUAUAUCGAUAUUGCCGGAUGCUGGAGGAAGGCUCGUUUCGCGGGAGAACCGCAGACUUUGUCUACAUGUUCCUAUUCGGUGGCGUUCUCAUGACUCUCUUUGGUCUGUUUGCCAACCUGUUCUUUUUAGGACAGGCUUUUACCAUCAUGCUGGUCUAUGUGUGGAGUAGAAGAAACCCUUACAUUCGUAUGAAUUUCUUUGGCCUGCUCAACUUCCAAGCCCCAUUCCUGCCCUGGGUACUCAUGGGAUUCUCACUGUUGCUUGGCAACUCCAUUGUUAUUGAUCUUUUGGGUAUUGGUGUAGGACAUAUCUACUACUUCCUGGAGGAUGUAUUUCCUAACCAACCAGGAGGCAGAAAACUUCUUGCCACUCCUGGAAUUUUUCGAGCUAUGUUUGACGCACCUCAGGAAGAUCCAAAUUACUCCCCUCUUCCAGAAGAUCAGAGCGGGCCGCCCAGGAAUAGGCAAGACGUAGAGGAAGAAGAUGCAAGUCAAGGUCAAAAUGAAGAAGAUCCUCAACAAGAAGAAAACUAGAAAGAUAAUAAGAGACUGAGACAAGGAGGGGUACAUCUCCUAGUUUAAUUUGAGGGAGAUUAUGUUGGUAUAAAGUUCUUUAAACCAGAAUGUGUAAUAGUUGUUUAAAAUCUGUCCUUGUUAAAAGGAUUGUGUCAUUGGUUGGACUGUGAAUCACGGAGAUGACUGCAUUUGUAACUAAAACGGUAACAUUAGGCCACCUUAGUGCCUUGAUGUAAUGGAUCCCAGUUUUGCAUUCCAUGCACAUCACAAACAAGUAUUCCUUUGUUGUUUUGUUCUGGAGGAACAAUGGAUUUCUGUUUUAGUUCACAUAAUACGGUUUAAACAAUUGUAUAUUUUUAUUUUAUAAUUAAUUAUGAAACAACUGUGGCUGUUUAACGUCACAAACAAGAUGAAGAUAAACUAUUUCAGAUACUGGAUGGUAAUCCAAACAAAUAGUUUAUAAUUUUGGAAGGUAAGAUUGGAUAGUUUAGUAUUUUUUGAGGUGGUUAUUUUAGUGCAUCUCAGUUCAAACAGAAUACUGAUGCAGGAGGAGGCAUUCACAAAUGUGCAAACUCAAAAUGUCAAAUUGAACUGCUGACAAUGCAUUUUUCCAUGGCCUUUGUUAGUGCAGCACCAUGGCAAAAUACAAACCGCUUUGUUUCACAAUGGUUAAGAUGAAUUGUUGCAAUACACUAAAAA
This is a messenger RNA of Triplophysa rosa, 1659 nucleotides long. RefSeq names its product derlin 3 (gene derl3). Gene Ontology annotation, biological process: endoplasmic reticulum unfolded protein response. The coding region runs from base 217 to 978 and encodes 253 amino acids. Lineage: Eukaryota; Metazoa; Chordata; Actinopteri; Cypriniformes; Nemacheilidae. The record is from RefSeq and is a predicted model, not a curated record. Gene Ontology annotation, cellular component: endoplasmic reticulum membrane; Hrd1p ubiquitin ligase ERAD-L complex. Gene Ontology annotation, molecular function: misfolded protein binding; ubiquitin-specific protease binding. The transcript has 7 exons.